Exophiala viscosa is the source of this 5043-nucleotide messenger RNA. RefSeq lists its product as uncharacterized. The record is from RefSeq and is a predicted model, not a curated record. Gene Ontology annotation, cellular component: microtubule organizing center. Bases 115 to 4797 code for a protein of 1560 amino acids. NCBI's taxonomy places the organism in Eukaryota, Fungi, Ascomycota, Eurotiomycetes, Chaetothyriales, Herpotrichiellaceae. The transcript has a single exon.
CCGAAUCUCCACAUGUCCGCAACACCGUCCUUGCAAGGCUCGAAUCCAUGCGGCCUGCGACGUCGCAACUGUCAAGAACAGUAGCCACCGCUCCCCAGUGCUUCAGCACCUACAAUGUCGUCUUCAUUCCUCUCAGAUCGACCGCAGACUGCGCGCCGUUCGCUUUCUAGGGUGCCCGGAGGCUUCGAUCCAGAAGAGGAGGACGACUUGUCCGAAGCAGGGAGUGACAAUGCGGAUUCGCAUUUCGAUUCACGGCUUGUCGACUCCUUCUUGCGGGGUCCCAAAGACCCCAGCAGCCUCUUACAACCGGCUGAGGGGUAUACAUAUCCCGGGCUGCCAGCGAACCAUGCUCUCGACGAAAGCGAGAUGCACAAAAAGCUCUCCGACGUCGAGUCAAGCUUCCUACCCGAGGCAUCACAAUUGACCGGGAGAGAUUCUGCGACGAAUGGCGCGGACGAUACUCAUCAGUUUGGGAUUGUGAAUGAUAACAUCGCAGUGCGGAAAAAGCCACACCCUAUAAAAGUCCCCUAUCCGCACGAGGGCAGAGAGAAUGAUCCAAACACGAACACCGACACUGUACUUUCGCCGAGAACACCACCUGGCGGCUACAAGACACCGGCGCCAGAGCAGCAAGAGUUCUCCCACAUGGACGGAAGUGAUGGAUUGACGCCUGAAGCUCCUAACACCUCCGCACUCGAAAAUAUGUCUUCUUCCCCAACUGCCGCGGCUGCUGCACGGACCCUUUCGCGAGUACAGUCUCUUGCGACAAUGGGUGGUUAUGAGACGGCGAAUGAGCGAGAAGACGAACCUCGGGCUGGAAAGAGAUCGGUGCAGGAACCAGAAGAUAGCGAGGUAACGCCGCGAAAGAGCACGGGGCAGAACGAUUAUGACGAUCGCUUUUUGGAUGUCCCUGACACAGUGAAUGGACAGCUACAGGCAUCAGUCGGUGGCUCUAAGCCGUCGAAACGCCCACAAUAUCUCCAGAAGCGCUCGUCACAAGCGCGACUGUCGUACGACUCGAUGGCUAGUUCAAACACCGAGGCCAGCGACGCCACUCUGGGAGCUGACUUCGCCCUUCAGUCAGGUGGUGCACUGCCAGACUCCACAGCACAACGCAAAGCUAGGACCACCCUCUCCCGGCAGGCCAGCUUGGGAAGCAUGAUGUCCGGUGUAUCAGGUAUGAGUGAUGAUGAACAGCGGGCCAGAAGACAAGCGAGCGUGACAGAUUUGAGCACUUUGGAAGAAGAAAGCCCUAGGUCUAGCAAGGGUGGCGGCCUGUCCACGCCGCGUGCCUCGACCUUUCACUUCAACAUGCCGACAGAUACCGUGAUCGCGAACAAUGUCCGAGAUCUGGAGGUUCCCGGCACUUUUGCCCGCCAGUAUCGUCAAGACCGCAGCAUGUCACCCGAAAAGGCCAACGCCAUUUUUGGAACGACUCCUGGCCCUAAGAGGGGUUUGACGCUCAAAGAGCACAGGAGCACCGUCGAGAAACUCGGCAAAGAGAACUUCGACUUGAAGAUGAAAAUACACUUUUUGGACCAAGCUCUUCAGAAAAGGUCAGAAGACGGUAUCAAGGAGAUAGUCACCGAAAAUGUACAACUGAAAUCUGAUCGACUCCGGCUCGAGAAAGACAAUCACAAUCUGCGCAAACAGGUUCGCGAGUUGCAGAAGAAACUCGAGGAAAGCGGUAACCGCGAAUCUCCCGGUGCAGACCAGGGUUACGCGACGGAUGAGGAGAGAAGUCCUACUGCCGAAGAGGAAGUCAUCUAUCUCCGCGAGAGGGUGGAAAUCAAUGAAAUCGAGAUUGAGAAAUUAAGGUCCGACAAUUUUUCCAAGGAGACCGAGAAACGAAAGCUGGCAGAGAUGGUCAAAUCACUGGGCGAUACUCGAGGAGCUGCUUCUGAUGUUGGCUCGAGGGAAGAGAGAGACAUGUGGAAAGAUAUGCUCGAGGCCGAGACCAUUGCCCGGGAACAAUCCGAAGAGGACAACAAAAGACUACGGGAUGAGAUCACGAAGCUCAGAAAUGAUGCGUCUGUUUCUGCGAAAUCAAACUCACGUAAGACACGGAUGGGCCUUUCUCGAUCUAGUAGCGUCGAGGCUGCCAAUGCUCAGGCUGCGGAGGUCGAAAGACUGAGACACGAGGUAUCGGAGUUGCAGAAGAUGAUAGGUGCACAAGCGUCCACAUUAACUUCUCGAAACAAAGAAAAGGAACGCUUAUAUCAGGAGAUCGAGGACUUGAAGUUGGGACGAAUGAGCGGCCUCCGCAGCGUUGCUGGCGAUAGCAUACUGGACCGAUCAGCGUCACGAGCGAGGUCACAUUCCCGAGCAAGCAACGGCACACGUAUAUCUCGACUUAGUGACCGAGAGAGAGAGGGCCUGGAGACGAAAAUCAACGAAUUACGCGAUGAAGUGUCUCAGAUGAAACUGGAGAACCAAAAUCUCCAGAAUCAGUUUGAUGAGGCACUUGCCGAACUCGACGCUAUUGAUGCUCAAGCGCAGGCCGAUGCCGACCAAUUCAACGAGGAGCUGAAUCUGUUGACACAAGAACGGGACAAUGCUCUCCGGGAUGCCGAGGAGCAGGAUCAAGCGUUUCAGCAGCUCAAAAAUGAGGCUCAAGAAGAGAUCGAUGGCCUUGGCGACGAACUUGAUGCUAAAGUUGAUGAAUGUGCACGACUCGAGCAGGACCUAAAGGCACAAGCUGAAAAUAUCAAGGUGUUGCAGUCUGAAAUGCGGUCGGCCGCUGAAGGUCUUGUCCGUCUUGAGGAAGAUGCCCAGCAGAAUCUGGCACGUUAUCAAUCCGUCAAAGCAGAACUCGACGAUGCCAAUCGAGAGCUCGAGAACCUCGAAAAGUCUCUUGGCGAGGCCGAAAGCAAAGUACAGCGGCUCACUGUGCAACAAGAGAGUAGUCAUAAUGAGAUCGCUUUCCUUCGUGAAGAGCAAGACGGCGAUAAGAUGAAGAUUGGCGACUUGGAGUCAUUACUGAAGAAAGUACACCUCAACCUGGAAUCAGAAAGGGAGAAGAGCAGAGACUUGGAGCGCCGUAUCAACGAAGAGCGGUCCCAGAGAGAUGCUGUGGCGAGUCAUGAGAAGCAAGAGGUGCAAAGAGUCAUCAAUGACCUCAAUCGUGAAGCUUCUGGAGCCAAGGACGAGCUUCGGAAGGUUCGCAAGGCUUUGUCGGCGACUAAUAUCGAAGCAACCACGUACAAAGACCGGUUGUCAGAGAUUGAAGAGAGCUUGCGAAAUAUCAUUGGCGAUCCUAACGCCUCGCGGUCAAGCAUGAUUAGCGCAGUCACGAAAAUGCGGCGAGAUCUUGAUCAGACCACUGCUGAUUUGGAAUCAGUGCGGCAACGGCUGGAGGAGAGCGAAGGUCUACUUUCGGACCGUGAUGCGUUGCUCGAGUCCACCGGCCACGAAUGCAAAAGGUUGGCAGACGCGUAUGAGCGUGAGAAGGCAGGUCGACGACAGGAUAAGCUUGACUUUGAGCGGACCAACAAAGGUCACAACUCAACGACUCGCGCACUCUCGUCUGCAUCUGCAAGAAUUGCCGAACUUGAAGGGCAGCGCCAGAAUGACAGGAAACGGGCUGCGCAGGCUGAAAGCCAACUCAAAGAUCAACUUUCGGAACGGAAUCAGAUCUUGCUUAAUCUUUGGAAGAGAAUGUCAUCCAUGUGUGGUCCUGACUGGGCUCACAAUAACAGCCUGAUCAACGGCAAUCUACCGUCUCAAGAAGUCAUAGGAAACAUGCUCUUCUGGCCGGGGUUCAGCAGGAACUUGUUGCUCGCUGCCAAGCAGGUCGAAGGCACAUUGUCUACGUUCAGAGACAAGAUCAAGCGGGUUGAGAGGGAGCUUUACAAGGAGUAUCAGGCUCUUGAACAGACUCUAGAAGUACGGACCCGAAAGCUCGAACGCAUCGAGGAGAGCUGGGAGAAAUUGAGGUACAAAUUGUCGGAGAUGGAGACGCGGAAGCACAGCGACCAGAGACCUCGUACGCCCAUGUCGGGCAGGACGCCUGAGGUCAGUAAGCUUAAGGGCGAGAAUCGGUUGUUGAAAGCGGAGCUCGCACUCCUACAACAGCAGCAGGUCCAUCAUAACCUUCACCAGCGGCGAGACAGGAACGAGAGUCGAGCUUCGGGAUAUUCGAUGAUGACUCAAGACGGGCCCGGUCAAGCGCCUGAUGGCGCCACUGUUGGUGUUCCUGCCCGCUCUUCGAGCAUGAGACGCCAUCGAAAUAUGGAGCUCCAACGGCAUCAUUCUUCGGGGGCUGUUGAGACUUUGGGCGGUCUGAAUUCGCCGGACAUGGCGUCGCUAAGGUCGAAUUCGAUAUCAAGUCGAAACUCAGUGCUUCGGGAUGGUGAGCGUGGGCUGAUGGUCCCUUCGGGACCGUCCAAUGCGCCUACCAAUGGCAAUUUUGCCUUACCGCCGCCGCCUCGAGAAGCUCCUCCUGCGCCACCGAGUGUUGGUUCGGGCUCGGAUAUUGCCAGCAUUCACGCCGGCGCUGCUGGGCCGGGCCAGGAGAAGUGGAUUCACCGACUGCGCGAGUUGGAGAGACGUCUGAAGGCGGAGCGGGAGGCGAGACUUCUUGACCGCAGUGGCGCGAGGAAGAGACUCGAGGAACGCGAUGCUGUUAAUGAGGAGUUGAGAAGGGAGUUGGAGAGGGAGCGUGUGAGGAAGAGUCUUGAAGGUGAUGCGCUACUUAGUCCUUUUCUGGCGUUGGAGGAGCCGGAACAACGCGCUGAGCUGCCAGUCGACGUAGGGCCUGGGUAUGGGCAUGGCGUAAGUGCGAGGAAUAAGCGGUAGAUUCGUUUUCCAUUUCAGAAGUGGAAAAUGAAGAAAACUUGACUGGCACAUUUUUUCGGGUUUGGCAUUUUCAUGAGGACUUGGUUCUGGGCAGGUGGGUGGGACUUUUGUAUCAGUAUAACUUGGGCUGAUGGGCACUUGUAUUCCUAUAUGGGACUUUCCGUCCUCGCGAUCGGGGCAGCCUGGCAUUCGGGUUAUUGGAGACUGGAUGAGGUGAUGCACUGUCCCAGGCUUUUAAACCAUUUC